UUAGAAGGAAAACUCGAGAGGAAUCUCUGAAUUGUUAUUACCUAUCUAGAUAUUCGGUAGUUAUAACGCCCUGUUUUGAAUGUUUCCGAAAAGUUUCCGGGGCGCCUCCUUGCCUUCACCUUACCGAGUCACGGAGACUCUUCGUAAAGUAAUAUGUGUCCGGCAACUUAUUAAUAUCUCCACCAACUGCGAUAGGGUCAGAUAUUGAGCAUUUAAAGAUUAAAAUGCAACUUAUAUCACCGCUGGGUGGUUUACUUAAAGGGCAUGUUUAACAGCUAAAAUAUUACCCUCACCCUCACCAUCACCAUCACUACUACCCCUUUUAUAUCAAUUCCAAUUUCAGAUCUCUCUCCCUGAAAGCCUUGAGCGAAAAAUUAACGGCAUUUACCUCCAAAAUGACUGACGUACUAUCCCGUAAGGCUACGAUCAAGUCAUACUUCCAGCAAAAUGCCUCCGAAUACGAAAAGCACGUGGGAGGCACAAGCUCCCGCUUAGCCGCCGUCGCACUCUCCUUCUUGCCGCUGUCAAGCUAUAAUUCUUCAAGUCACAUCUUAGACUCCGCAUCGGGGCCAGGAAUCGUGACCAAGCUUCUACUGUCACCUUCUCCGGAAGACAUUUCGGUUCCCGGGCUACCAGUUUCGCCACGGCCGCGAGUAACCGGUAUCGAUUAUGUCCCCGCCAUGAUCGAUAAUUUCAAGGCACAUAAGGCUUCGCUCAAUUGGGAUACCGCGGAAGCGUUCGUUCAGGAUUCGCAGGACCUCAGCCGAUUCAAGGAUGCGGAAUUUGAUGCUGUUGUUAUGAGUCUAGGCAUCUUCACGCUCAGCGACCCAGUGGCCGGUGCGGCAGAGAUAUAUCGCGUACUCAAGCCUGGGGGCCACGUCGUGGUCACCACGUGGAAGAAGCGGCGAGCGGUGGAUAUCCUUCAGGGGGUUGUUGACACUAUUAAACCUGAUAGUGGGCUGAAGCCGAUGUAUAUGCCCCCUGAGUGGUUGUCGAAGGAAAAACUCAUAAGCGUCCUGGAAGGUGGCGGGUUCCCCAGCGAUCAUAUCAAAGCUUCCGAGACCAGUCCCGAUUGGGUAUGUGGGUCUGAGGAAGAAGCUGUGAAGGGAUUAAGAUCGCCUCUGUGGACGUCGAAGAUUUGGGAGGGAUGGAGUUCGGAAGAGAUUGAUCGCUGGGAUGACGAGAUACGGAAGCAGUUGAACGAUGAAGAAAAGAAGACGGGGACUAUGGAGAUGUCUGCUUGGAUUGUUGUAGGUCAGAAGGUAUGAUGAGGGUGACCGUGAAAUCUACCCCAGGUAGUACAAAGACUGGCGAAUCUAUAUCUUCAUUCAUCGUAUUACAAUUGUAUGAUUUGUAAAAAGGAAACUCGAGAAUUGAAAUGGAGAAAAGAAAAAAGAACCAACCUCGC
Molecule: messenger RNA, 1408 nt
Organism: Annulohypoxylon maeteangense
Lineage: Eukaryota; Fungi; Ascomycota; Sordariomycetes; Xylariales; Hypoxylaceae
Product: S-adenosyl-L-methionine-dependent methyltransferase
Exons: 1
Coding region: 396-1268 (290 amino acids)
Molecular function (GO): S-adenosylmethionine-dependent methyltransferase activity
Source: RefSeq, a predicted model, not a curated record